Molecule: messenger RNA, 2387 nt
Organism: Colletotrichum destructivum
Lineage: Eukaryota; Fungi; Ascomycota; Sordariomycetes; Glomerellales; Glomerellaceae
Product: Putative FAD-binding domain, kynurenine 3-monooxygenase, FAD/NAD(P)-binding domain superfamily
Exons: 4
Coding region: 1-1740 (579 amino acids)
Biological process (GO): L-tryptophan catabolic process; quinolinate biosynthetic process
Cellular component (GO): mitochondrial outer membrane
Molecular function (GO): kynurenine 3-monooxygenase activity; FAD binding
Source: RefSeq, a predicted model, not a curated record
AUGCGCAAAAAGUCGUUGACGCCUGCUUCGCCCUCUCAUCCGGCCGAACUGACCCGCAAGAGGUCGAACCAUCAUGCGAGACGAGGCCUUCUCACGCCACUGUGCAAACUUUCACCCGACUCCAUUCCGGCUGCGUCUGUAAUCGAGCCCAAGAAGAGAGCGAGAGAGAGUAAACGACGAGACACACCUUUUUGGCCCUCAGCAACAAGAAUGGCCAAGAACCAGAAAGUCGUCGUUGUCGGCGCCGGCCCCGUCGGCUCGUUGGCGGCGCUUUACGCUGCGCAGCGCGGGUACGAUGUCGAGAUUUACGAGUUGAGAGCGGACCUGCGAGACCCUUCCACGACGCUCUUGAACUUCACCCGGUCCAUCAACCUGGCGCUCUCGGAGCGAGGCAUCAACGCCAUGCGCAAUGCUGGCCAACCAAAGUUACUGGAACAUGUCUUUGGCGCCACGAUCCCCAUGCGGGGGCGCAUGAUCCACGGCAGAACCCCGAAAGGUGAUCUGUACGAAGCCGCCCAGGACUAUGACGUCCACGGUCGGGCCAUAUACGCCGUGGACCGUGCCGGCCUGAACAAGCGCAUGCUUGACAUUCUCGAGGAGAUGCCCAACGUCAAGUUCUUCUUCAGCCACAAGCUCACCGGCGCCGACUUCAAGAGAUGCAAGGCCUGGUUCGAGGUCAUGACCUCUGAUUCCGCCACCGGCCGUGCCAGGGAGAUUGAGAUUGACUUUGAUUUGAUGAUAGGCGCCGAUGGCGCCCAUUCGGCCGUCAGGUACCAUAUGAUGAAGUUUGCUCGGAUGAAUUACAAGCAGGAGUACAUCGACACUCUGUGGUGCGAAUUCCAGAUCAAGCCCGCAAAGCCGCCUUCGGCAGACGCCAAAGCCCCCCAUUUCCGAAUCUCACCAAACCACCUCCACAUAUGGCCCGGCAAAAACUUCAUGUUCAUUGCUAUCCCCAGCGAUGACGGGUCCUUCACAUGCACACUGUUUUUGCCCAGCGAGCAAACCGCUGCACUGGAAAAUGACCCUUCGAGCCUGCCCGCCUUCUUCGACAAGCACUUUCCCGGUGUCACGAAUCUCAUUCCGGCCGACGACCUGAUUGCCUCGUUCAAGCAGAACCCGCAUCUGCCACUGAUCAGCAUCAAAUGCAGCCCGUACCACUACGAUGCAUCCGCAGUCCUCCUCGGCGACGCCGCCCACGCCAUGGUCCCCUUCUACGGCCAGGGCAUGAAUGCAGGCCUGGAAGAUGUCCGGAUCCUCUUUUCCAUCCUGGACAAGCACUGCCGCAUGAGCGAGGUCAACGACCCCGCGGGAGAGGCCGACACCUCCGCCGCAGCAGUUCACCAAAGAGGCGUCGCGUUGGCCGAGUACACGGCAAACAGAGUCCCCGACGCACACUCCAUCAACGACCUGGCGCUCCAGAACUAUGUCGAGAUGCGCGCUUCGGUCUUGUCUCCCCGGUACCGCCUUCGGAAGUGGCUCGAGGAGGCCAUGUCCGUGUACCUUCCCGGGCUGGGCUGGCAGACCAAGUACUCCCGCGUCAGCUUCGGGAACGAGCGGUACUCGGAGGUCGUCGCCAAAAGCGACCACCAGGGCCAGGUGCUGGUCAAGACGUUCGAGGCGCUCGUCUGCAGUCCGCUCGUGGCCGGGGCCGUGUACGUGUGGUGGAAGCGACCGCAGGCGGUCGUGGGCGUCGUUCAGGGACUCUUGCGGGCUCUGUUGCGGGCAACGGAGCGCGUUUGAAUUGUUGGUGAUGAAUCUAGAUACCAAUUACUUGUGUACUUAUAUGAAGAUGCAAAAUGCCGCCUCUGAAGGCAUGAUGUAGCAAGCAGCGGUAGGAUUUGUCCAAUAAUCUUGUUCUGCAAUGAAGACUAAUGCCAAGACGAAGAUGGGGCUGUCUUACAUGCUGGAACCACUCGAAAAGAUCGCAAAGAGGGUGUUAUAAACUGGUUCCCCCAGUAGAAAGCGGUCAGUGAAAACGAGACCGGCAAUGUGGUGAACGAGUGCAAGCAAGAAAACAGACACCAAGAAUAGGUGCAUUUACACAGACGAUUCCAAUCGAAAGUUCCUGACGAGCUUUGUACAAGCUAAACCCUUCUUCUCCCAUCACUCGGAAUUCCGAACAGCUGUCAAGAGUCUGGCCAGCCGGGUAGUGUCCGUUGGCUGGCCGGACAAUGUCUCCACUUGCUUCCGACGGAGGAGGCAAACACCCGCCGAGCACCGAAUCGGACACCAGUAGCCCCACAGCGCCGAUUCGGCUACCCUCCGCUCGAUAUCGCAACGGUACAGUCGCAAUCUUACCAACAGUUUGCGGCUGGCUGUGCACGGCUGCAUGGCUGCGCGGUAAAAGCGCGGUUGCCUAACAUUGUCUGGCGAGCAAACCUCAUGUU